GUUGUUUCUGCGCUCUACAAUGGAGCGGUUAGUGAGAGCAGCACAAGCGUGGCGUUGUCGUUCAUAUCCCACUUUCCACACCCUAACUUGUCACUCCUCUCGCCGCCUUCCCCGUUCUUCAUAUUCCAAAUUUGCACCAGCUUGGUCCACCUCCUCCGUUUCUGAUGUUUCAAGUUCUCGAGUUUCGCGUGAGCAUCCGGGACCGUAUUCGUUGCUUCCAGCUGUAUUAGCUGGUAUUUUUGGAAUUGGAUUGGUGGAAACAGCAUACGCGGAUCAUGCUAACGAGGAUGUGCAAGAAAGUGCUAAGAAAGAACGCGAGCGAAUUGAGGAGUUGCUUAGAAGUAGAGGAAUUCGAUACGGUUCUUAUCCUCGCUUCAUUGUUGCUGUUAAAGGCCAAAAGAUCAGUGUUAAGUUUCAAAUUCCUCCCGGUUGUGAAAUUUCACAACUUAUUGCAAAUCUUACUGCGCAUCUUGGACUUAAAGCUGAAGGCCAUGGUGGUGGUUCAGAUAUGUUAUUGCGUGCUUGGGACAGCACAGUUGCUUGGCAACUUACCCUUACUCAUCCAUCCAAGCAAAAGCCUGGUCAAGUGAAUGAUUCAUCUACAACAGAUAUAAAUGCACAUGAUGGAGAUCUUUGUGUACUCAUAUUUCAUUCUCUCAUUGGCUCAGAUAAAGCUGAAAUUGAAUUUAUUAAACAAGGGAACUUGAGUCCUGAAGAGCUUGAUGCUUUCAUCUCUGUUUUACAAUUAGCUGGUAACAAGAUGGGACAAAGAAACACCUUUGAAAGAAAGCCAAGGGAAGAGACUGAACAGGAUCAAUCUGUAGAUAAAUCUAUUUCUGGUCUUGAGGCCAUGGGGGUAAGAAUUUAUGGACUCGAUGAACCCAUAGGUAUAUCAAAUGGUGAGAUAUCAUGGGACAACAUCGCUGGGUAUGAGCAUCAAAAACGAGUCAUAGAAGACACAAUACUAUUGGCUUUGCGUAGUCCUGAAGUAUAUGAUGACAUUGCUCGAGGAACUCGUCAUAAGUUUGAGUCAAACAGACCCCGAGCUGUGCUGUUUGAAGGCCCACCAGGUACAGGGAAAACUUCUUGUGCUCGUGUUAUUGCCAAUCAAGCGGGUGUCCCUUUGCUAUAUGUGCCACUUGAGGUAGUAAUGUCUGAAUUCUACGGUAAAAGUGAACGCCUUCUAGGGAAAGUGUUUUCACUUGCAAACAAUCUUCCUAAUGGUGCUAUUAUAUUUCUGGAUGAGAUUGAUUCUUUUGCUGCUGCUCGUGAUAGUGAAAUGCAUGAAGCCACACGUAGAAUAUUGUCAGUACUACUACGACAGAUAGAUGGCUUUGAGCAGGAUAAGAAGGUUGUUGUCAUUGCUGCCACAAAUAGAAAAGAAGACCUUGAUCCUGCAUUAAUCAGUCGGUUUGAUACAAUGAUUACUUUUGGCUUACCUGAUCAUCAUACUCGUCAGGAAAUAGUAUCCAAAUAUGCAAAGCACCUAUCCAGACCCGAACUAGACGAACUUGCAAGAGUUACAGAAGAUAUGUCUGGAAGAGAUAUUAGAGAUGUUUGUCUGCAAGCAGAACGAUCUUGGGCAUCAAAGAUAAUUCGAGGACAAGUAUACAAGGAUGGCGAACAAACAUACCUUCCACCUUUGCAAGAAUAUAUAGAGUGCGCCACGAAUCGACAGGAAGCGCUGCUUAGUACUGCUGCAAACAGGAAGUUUCAAAGCUCUUCCCGCCGCAAGACAAUAAUCGACUGAGACCUUGUCUAAAUUCUUUUCUUCUCUUUUUUUCUCCUUUCCAUCCCAUGGGACUAAUGAGCUAAUAUAUAUAACUUCAAGUUUUGAACGUUACAAAAGGUCCGUGGUACUCUUAUACAAAGCAUUUGAAAUUUUACUCGAACUUGUUUUUUAUGCAA
Messenger RNA from Gastrolobium bilobum, 1908 nucleotides. RefSeq lists its product as uncharacterized. Gene Ontology annotation, molecular function: proteasome-activating activity; ATP binding; ATP hydrolysis activity. The transcript has 13 exons. Gene Ontology annotation, biological process: proteasome-mediated ubiquitin-dependent protein catabolic process. Gene Ontology annotation, cellular component: proteasome regulatory particle, base subcomplex. The coding region runs from base 20 to 1750 and encodes 576 amino acids. The record is from RefSeq and is a predicted model, not a curated record. NCBI's taxonomy places the organism in Eukaryota, Viridiplantae, Streptophyta, Magnoliopsida, Fabales, Fabaceae.